Molecule: messenger RNA, 2256 nt
Organism: Babjeviella inositovora NRRL Y-12698
Lineage: Eukaryota; Fungi; Ascomycota; Pichiomycetes; Serinales
Product: DUF4246 domain-containing protein
Exons: 1
Coding region: 242-1936 (564 amino acids)
Source: RefSeq, a predicted model, not a curated record
CGUGACUCUUGCCAUACAAAAAAAGGAGCCUUGCGCAUAUGCAUCUGGAGUCAGAUGAUUUACAACAGUGUGUGAUCAACGCUUGCCCCUUGUCCUGUGUUUUCAUGAUAUGUAGUUCUUGGCACGCUAUAGUCUACAAGGAGCUUAGUGUACCCUAUAAGCUAGCCUAUUUAUACUCUUUGAUCCGCCGCCUUCGCAUUAUACCACCAUAACGUGACGGCCAAAACCCUUCACUAAACCUAUGCCGCCGAAAAAGCCUGUCUACAAAUCUCCCUUCCAGCACCCCUACUUUCCUGACUUCCCGGGAGAUGGAGUUGGGAUGACUGCCAGGUGUAAGGAGGAAUGGGCUAUUGUGGAGAUCAGCACCACCAUCAGGCUGAAACCAGAGUGGUGGACCAAGUAUAAGGAUCAAGUCAUUUUGGAGAAGUGGAGGAAGGAGCUCCAGGAGCAAAGCGAAGAAGCCACACCGGCUGUCAUCGACUAUGUCUUCCAAGAAUUAGAGUGGUACGAGAAGCUCAAGAAUGAGUCAGGGGAUCUCUUCCAGCCAAUGUGCCACGAGAGUAUUUUUGCCUCUCUUGAUGGCAUUCAGGUUAUCGAAGACGAUUUGAAGUCUUUGUUUAGGCGUGAAGCGUUCAAGUUAUUGGAGGAGGGCGUUUCGGAGGGUAAGAAGGACUGGCAUCCGAACUCCAACAACCAGGUGCUUGAUUUGGUACACCCUUCGCUCUACCCCUUGCAAUAUGGGCUCACCCCGGUUCUCCAAAGUGACGGUUCUACUAAGCCUGCUCCAUUUGAUAAGGACCUCAUCAAGUCUGUCAAGCCCCAAGUGGAGAACUUUGGGGUUUCAGAGAGAUUCCAGUGGCUACCAUCUAUCUUCAAAGUGAACAAGAGUGGAGAACACUUGAUCACCAUUGAGUCGUAUAUCAACAAUCUCCACCCUGUACGGUGCAGGUCUCUCUAUCAGCCAAUCGGUGACAUCUUUGCUCGCUGUGUUCCUGGCAUCAACUCCUGUCUCUCCCGUGCCGUCUCGACAGAGUAUGUUCGUAUUGAUGUUCCCUACGGCGAGGACGAAACCUACGACGAAGAAUUCUUGAAGGAAAUAAGAAAAUAUACUGGUGGCGAUGACGAAGCUGAAGAUGGCAGAGACCCGUGGGAUAUUUACGAAGAAAUUUGGGACACCAGAGAGGAUCAUAUCAAACCUUUGGAAUUUUCCUAUACUGCUCCUCCCGAAACCAAAAAAUUUGAUAUUACCGACUUUAACGAUUUGAGGGUCAUCACUAAGUUGGCCAAUAUUGUUCUCACGCCAGAGAGUCCAGAGUACCCCGGUGGCUCGUGGCAUGUGGAGGGGACCAUCAACGAAGACAUUGUUGCUACUGUUCUCUACUAUUACGACUCGGAAAACAUUACGGAGUCGAAUUUAUCCUUCCGUAUGGCUUUCAAUGAACCUCAGUAUGAACAAGGGGAUGAUGUUUUCUGUCGGGUCCGCUAUGGUCUUGAAAAUGAGCAAAAUUUGACUCAUAGGCUUGGUUCCGUUGAGGCGAAAGAGAACCGGGUGACUAUUUUCCCGAACGUGUUCCAACACCACGUAGAUGCCUUUAAGCUCAGCGACCCCUCCAAGCCUGGUCACCGCAAGAUCUUGUGCUUCUUCAUCGUUGACCCAUACAAUGAGCAGGUUGUGGCUACUGAUAAGGUUCCGCCUCAGCAGCAUGACCUGUGGGUUGAUUCCUUGAAAGGUGAUGGGUACUUGACCAAGUUUCCCGUGGAAUUGUUCAACAAGAUCACAGACCUGGUCGACUGGCCAAUAACGUUGGAAAAAGCCAAGAAGGUCAGGGAAGAGUUGAUAGGCGAGAGAUCUGAAACACAUGCAACGGCAGAUGGUAAUUACGACUAUGAGGAUCUAACACCCUUCACCAGAGAGUUUUCGCUUUGUGAACACUGAAUCAAUGAGCAACCAAGGUCGGGCUCGCGGCCUACUCGAUACUGAUCCCAAUAGCUGAAUAGUUUAUAUAACUACACUAUGGCAUGAUAAUUGUUCUCGUUGUUUGUGCUUCAACUCACCUUGUGGUUCAUAAUCACACCGUUAGAAAAUCAGUAAAAAGUGCUAAGGUGAUCAUGAGGGAUGUAGGAAGCCGUAACUAAUGCCAUUAUAUUAUAUAUAUCGUAUAUAGAUAUACAUAAACCCCGUUUUCGUAAAUUCUUACCCUCCCCCUAUUAACUACAUAUAUAGUUAUAAAUAGUUACGAAUAUUUAGUUACAAAC